AUGCUGAGGUCAGGGGCAACGGCAGUGAGCGGCAUACUCGUCGGGCUGGCCAGAUACUCGCUCGCGCUGGCGGCCCUCAGCCCCUUCGGCAAGGUGUACUGGCGCUGCAUGCGUGCCCUGCGGCAGCAGUGGGAGCGGCACCUGACUGGCCACUUCCUGGAGACCUUUGUGGAGGCGCAGUGCCUGGGCUACGGCGAUUGCCAGGGGCGCGCCAGGACCGCAGCGAGCGAUCGCACCGAUCGGCACCCCGACCAGAGGAUCGCUAACGACGUGGGCAAGUUCGUGCAGCUCUGCACGAGCCUCUCGCUGGAGUGGCUCGAGGCCUGCAUCCACCUUGGCACGUCAUGGUGGCGGCUUUCUUCUCUGGCGUGCUCCGCGACAUCUCGCCGGUGCUCAACCGCGGCGUGCUCGUGGGCGCUGGGCUGGGCACCGCCCUCACCACCUGGCUGGGCCGGCGGCUGGUCCGCCUCUACGACGAGGAGCGCAGCGCGGACAGCGACUUCGUCUACUCGCUGA
Messenger RNA from Prorocentrum cordatum, 516 nucleotides. The record is from the annotation of a GenBank genome assembly. Lineage: Eukaryota; Dinophyceae; Prorocentrales; Prorocentraceae.